UCGACAGACGACGGGCGAGGAAAUUAUGCGCAGCGCGUUGUUGUGUUGCACACGAUCCGGCAUCGCUACGUCAUCGUCAUCGUCAUCGAGCUAUCAAGCUAUCGACUAUUGCAUCGGCAGUCAUCAGCAUCAUCAUCAUCACCAUCAUCAUCCCCGCUAUCAUCAUCAUUAUCAUCAUCGUCACAAGUUCCAAAACGGCGACACCAACUGACGUUGCACCAGCAACAACAACAAUA
This is a messenger RNA of Drosophila virilis, 236 nucleotides long. The record is from RefSeq and is a predicted model, not a curated record. NCBI's taxonomy places the organism in Eukaryota, Metazoa, Arthropoda, Insecta, Diptera, Drosophilidae.